AUGGAUGCUAUAAACAACUUUGCUCAAAAACUCGAAGGUGUACCAGGCUAUGACAUGGCCGUUGAUUGGAUCAAUGAUAAGGCUGGGGAAAAGUAUCAAACUAAAGAUCCAUUUUACGUUGAAAUCCAUGGCAAGAAGAAGAGAAGAAAAGCUCCAGAAACUUGUUCAAAACAAGAACAAAAAUCUUGGAAAAGAGUCAAGAAAAGGGCUUGGUUAGAUGAUAAAAACUUCUUUGGUUGUUAUCCUAUUGAUUUAGGGUUAGGUCUUGCCCCAUUAUUAACUCUUGUACCAGUGAUUGGCCCAUUAUUAAUGUUUGCAAUUCAUGGACGUUUAGUUUCAAUAGCUGAUCAAGAAUUCCAUUUACCACCAGCAACAAUUGCCAAGAUGCAUGGGAACAUUGGAUUUGAUUUAUUAAUAUCACUUCCCCCUAUAAUUGGGAGUUUAUUUAGUUGGAUGAAUGGUUGUUCUACAAGAAAUGCUGCGAUGGUUCAUACUUUUCUUGUCAAGAGAGAACGCGCAAAGGAAGAGGAGAGAUUACAUCAAAUGAAUGUAAAUACAGAUGCACCUGAUAAUCUUUCAGGUGCUCACUCAUUUCAAGCUUAUCAGAAUCAACGAAUCAAUUCAAAUCAAACGUCACAAGGAACUCAGUAUAAAGGUAGAAGUUCUCAUCAAGAAAAUAUAACACAACCUCAACAAGCAUUCACCAGGCCUCAACAUCAUCAAGUGCCUCCAGGCUCACCAGCCAUACGCCAGGAAAUACCCACAGUGUUACCUCAUUCUGCACAACAAUCUAGAAAGCCACCACCACCAGAAACAUACGCUCAAAACACCAGUAAUUCAACUGAUUAUGCACAGGAACGGGGUCGUCAAUUCUGA
Hansenula anomala is the source of this 876-nucleotide messenger RNA. RefSeq lists its product as uncharacterized. The transcript has 2 exons. The record is from RefSeq and is a predicted model, not a curated record. NCBI's taxonomy places the organism in Eukaryota, Fungi, Ascomycota, Saccharomycetes, Phaffomycetales, Wickerhamomycetaceae. The coding region runs from base 1 to 876 and encodes 291 amino acids.